CAAAUAAAUAGGUUUGAAACAGUUCCCUGUUGCGUAAUUUUUACUCCAAACUGAGUCGAGUCGUGUUGAAUGCAUCCUGACUGACGUUACCGUACGAUGGUGACCGUAGUGGAGCUGCUGAGUCUCCUGCUGGUGUCGGUGCUGUGGGGCUGCACCAACCCCUUCCUCAAGAGAGGCGCGGAGGGAAUCGAGCAUGUGCGACACAACAACAGAGUCUGCCAGCUCCUGGCUGAGGGCAAGUUUCUCCUCCUGAACCUCAAGUACCUGAUCCCAUUUCUCCUGAACCAGAGUGGCUCUUUGGUGUACUAUUAUACACUGUCCACCACAGAGCUAUCUCUUGCUGUUCCUGUGGCCAACUCUCUCACCUUCCUUUGCACUCUGUUCACUGGCAAGUUGCUGGGUGAAGAGUUUGGGGGCAAACAGGCUGUUGCAGGAAUGUUCCUCACCGUGGCUGGCAUCAGUCUUUGUGUUCUAAGCUCCAUUGAUGACACCAACACUGAGAUGCAGAAUAUCACCCAGGCUGCACACUAACGGAGAUGAGCAUUUAAACAAACCAGGACUCCUUAUGAACAGGAGAAAUCCAACGCAGACACAGGGAGAGUCUGUGUCUCUGUGAGGCUGCUGGGGGGCGGUUUGUGUUGAGAUGGACCCAUUAGAAUCAUUUAAGCUGAUGCUUCAGCGAGGGAAGGUAAAGGGAUUUGUUUGAGGGGAAACAAGGAGACAGAGAGUUGGCAGAAAUGCAUUUAAUGACCUACCACAUAUGUGAAUACGAGGCCUUAUAUUAAGGUUUUUUUUAUGUUCAGACAUGGAACUUAAGCCUAUCCCUUUCCUUAAGUUCUGCAAUAACAUAUCAAAUGAUGUAUGUUAAAUACAUUUUUAAAUUAAUUGCAUUUUUUGUAUUAUUUUGAAAGUGUUCAUUUUUAAACACUCUGGUACUAACCUUUAAAAAACUGGAUCAGUGACAUGUGUUGAUGUUUGUAUGUUUCUCUGUUUGAACAGUCAACAAUUCUUUCCAUUCUUUUAAACAAAAUGUUCCUCCGUUUCUUCCUUCUGCCUGAUUCUCAAUUAAUAGUAAUAAACUUUGAAUAUUCAAAGAAUUAACCGCACAAACCCUAAAAGGAUAAGAUCAAAACAUGACUCUGGUUACUUUAUACUGAUUAAGUGAAACAAAAGGUGAGAGCGAUGCCAAGGAGCAAACUGGGGAAAGGUCCCGUGAAUAAAAUCUUGAGUCAGCAGGAGCUUUAAAACCUUUGUGCAGAAACCCUCACACCGAGCUGAAGGGGACGCGGGUUCAUGCAGGGUUCACCUCAGCACCAGACCAGAUUUAUGGCGCUUGCCUACAAGUUGCUGGCUGUUAACUUUUACUUUUGAGCCCUCAGCUGUCCGACCAUGGGACUGCUAUCGGCAUAAAUGCCAUAGAGGCCAUAAACAAAUACCGCUGGGGUGUGAAAUGCACCAACUUCAUCUCACUUCCUGGUUUCACGGCACACUUUAACCGCGUGAAGAGGCUUUUGGGAGGAGAGGACACAGGAGAGUAGAAUAAAGCUGUUCAUUUACUGUACUAGUAAACAUGUAUUGCUCAAAAUCAUAAACCACUGUUUUAUUUCUUUGUAAGAUUAACAUGUACUUGGGUUAUUUUUUAACUUUGACGUGUUGUAUUCACUGUAAAUGUGCAAAAAGUUCUACAGAUUUUGGAGAAAAUUGAAACAUAGUAAUAUAUAUUUUUAUUGUCAGUCUUGAAAUGGACAUUUACUUUGUUAUGGGUUGACCUAUUUAGCUUGAUAUGUGCCUGAUCGUUUAUUAUUAAAUUUUUGGCAAAACACAA
Messenger RNA from Pungitius pungitius (ninespine stickleback), 1825 nucleotides. RefSeq names its product transmembrane protein 234 (gene tmem234). The coding region runs from base 97 to 531 and encodes 144 amino acids. The record is from RefSeq and is a predicted model, not a curated record. The transcript has 5 exons. Lineage: Eukaryota; Metazoa; Chordata; Actinopteri; Perciformes; Gasterosteidae.